CCCUGAGAUGGAUGAAAUGCGGCUGGUUAACCCAUUAUGCCCUGAGAUGGUCCGGUUAACUUCUUACUGCCUGGACUUCUCAUUUACUGGGGGUUUGUAACAGGGAUAUGCAUCCAGAAUGUGCUUUAUUACAUGCUGUCACAGCUAAUUGUACCUGUGGUUGUAUUUAAUUAGGUUUGAUUAAAAUGAUUGAGGUUUAGGUCCAUUGUUUUUACUCGUUCUUUAUUUACCAUAAUCAUGUCACAUCCCAGCCAUUGCUUCAAUGAUUUCCGGAUACAAGAUUAGACCUGUAAUAAAAAUGCUUUUACAGGGGUCUGGUUCUCCUGAUGUGCUUGGCUUAAGUGUCGGCUUGCCCUGGGUUUGUCACAGUCCUGGACCUGUCACUGGCUGUACUCUAAUAAGUUGGUAUUUGUGUACUGCCUGGCUGUGGUGUUGUGUGGGGCUUCCAGCCCAUGUUUUCUCCUCUGCCUCAGCUGUUUGGUAGUCUCCCAUGGGAUUCAGAACCACCCAUGCCUGGAUACAUGAGGCAGGGAAAUGAGAAGUGGCUGAGCUACAUAACCUGCCGGCAAUUUAAAUAUUUGAAUUCUUGUUUUCACAUACGUCCCUUGGUUGCUUAUAAUGUCCAGGCUGAUUCUGCCUGUUGUCCUUGAUGUCUAAUGAUAGCCAUACAGCAGUAUCCGUUUUAAUAAGGACCCGGGCAGGGAGGGCGGUAGAAUGUUCCCUUUCAUAAGUCCCUCAGUGCAAGAUGUGAGAAAAUCACUGUGCUCAGGAAUAUAGAAAACCCACCUAGUGAGUAAUCCAUGUAUGCAGAUGAAGCAUGCACGCUGUCCCCUGAUGCAUUGCUGUGUGGAUGUGAGCGUGUGUGUGUGUGAUGCAGAGAAGUCAGCAUUCCUCCCUUGUAGCUGCUGUGCCUUCAGUCUUGCUUUGCAACCAUAGAUCCAUAGAUUUCUACAACACAUGCAGAUAUCGCUCAUCUCUUGCAUGUGUGUGGAUGCUGCUGAAUUAGCUCUGAGCCAAGGCGAAAGAAUGGAAUAAGACCUCUCCCGAUAGAAGGGUCCUUUCACGGUUAGUGUUCGAAGAAGGAUGUCAUUGACUGUCACUAUGGAAAAGGGAUGCCGUCGAUAAGGAAUAUUAAAUCAAGGAAUGUAUCCCAAGAAAUCUGAAGAAUCAAUCUACCGUCGAGGGGCCAGAAGAUGGAGGAAGCUCUACCGAGUGAAUGGGCAUCUGUUUCAAGCCAAACGCUUUAACAGAAAAGCCUACUGUGGCCAGUGCAGUGAAAGGAUAUGGGGCCUUGGGAGGCAGGGCUACAAGUGUAUCAACUGCAAACUGCUUGUCCAUAAACGCUGUCACAUACUCGUUCCACUGAUCUGCAAAAAGCAUAUGGAUUCGGUCAUGCCUUUCCAGGAGCCGAUCACAGGUGACGAAGGCGACACCCCCCCUGGAGAAACAGAUGGAAUUAAUAUUAUCUCAUCACCCCAAAAAACACGGAAGGAUGGCUCAGAUGACAUUACACCCAUCAUUGAUGGAUUGGAUGGAAUUAAAAUUUCACAGGGACUGGGUCUUCAGGACUUUGAUCUUAUCAGAGUGAUUGGAAGAGGAAGCUAUGCUAAAGUCCUUCUAGUGCGGUUAAAAAAGAAUGAUCAAGCGUAUGCCAUGAAGGUGGUGAAGAAGGAACUUGUGCAUGACGAAGAGGAUAUUGACUGGGUCCAAACUGAGAAGCAUGUGUUCGAGCAAGCUUCAAACAACCCCUUUCUAGUUGGUUUGCAUUCUUGCUUCCAGACGCCAAGCAGGUUGUUUUUGGUUAUAGAGUACGUAAAUGGAGGCGACCUCAUGUUUCAUAUGCAACGACAAAGAAAACUUCCUGAGGAACAUGCCAGGUUUUAUGCUGCUGAAAUCUGUUUUGCUCUGAAUUUUCUGCACGAACGGGGCAUCAUCUACAGAGACCUAAAGCUGGACAACGUCCUUCUCGAUGCAGAUGGCCACAUCAAGCUAACUGAUUAUGGCAUGUGUAAGGAGGGCCUAGGGCCAGGAGACACAACUAGCACUUUCUGUGGAACACCAAAUUACAUUGCACCUGAAAUCCUCAGAGGAGAAGAGUAUGGUUUCAGUGUGGACUGGUGGGCUCUCGGUGUCCUGAUGUUUGAAAUGAUGGCUGGAAGAUCUCCCUUUGAUAUCAUUACUGACAAUCCGGACAUGAACACGGAAGACUACCUUUUCCAAGUUAUCCUAGAAAAGCCAAUUCGGAUACCAAGGUUCCUGUCGGUGAAAGCUUCUCAUGUCUUAAAAGGAUUUUUAAAUAAGGAUCCCAAAGACAGACUUGGAUGCCAGCCUCAGACAGGAUUUACAGACAUUAAGUCACAUACCUUUUUCCGCAGCAUAGACUGGGAUAUGCUGGAGAAGAAGCAGGUUGUUCCUCCGUUCAAACCCCAGAUCACCGAUGAUUAUGGUUUGGAGAACUUUGACACUCAGUUUACCAGUGAGCCAGUGCAGCUUACUCCAGAUGAUGAAGACGUAAUAAAACGAAUAGACCAAUCGGAAUUUGAAGGCUUUGAAUAUAUUAACCCUUUGUUGAUCUCAACGGAAGAAACCGUAUGAAGGACUGCAGCGGAAAUGGACAAACAAUGUGAUUGAUCCCAAAAUUGUAUUCUUAACUACAGUAUAUGCAUGCGAGGCUGGAAAACUGAUGCCAGGUUCUUAGUAUGGGCCAGCACUACAGGAUUUGCUGCUGAAAAUCAUCUACAAUGGAGAUGUUCAUAAUGGACCUCUCCCUGGGUAGUAGCUGCUCUCUACAUCAAGAGAUGGUUCUCCGGCUGAACAAGGGAUUCACUUUUUGUGCCUGCCUCCUGAAGGGUCUACAGUGUAUGUAAAUUCCACCUGAGGGCGCCCGUGUGGAAGAACUGUUUAUUCAGGCAAUCAUGUAAGCAAGCCGCUUCCAUUAGUGCAUUAGAUGCCACAUGCUGCAGUCCUUGGAAACCGAUAAGAAAGAGAAAGUGAAGGAACUGGCAGAAUCUGGACUGGUGGCUUUCUCUAUUUGUAAAUCUGAGUAUUUAAAAGAGCUGUGUAUCUAUUGGUUACAUACAAAAUUUGCAUUGGCCGCAAACGUAAGCAAAGGAAUUACACUGGAAUUACUAAGAGUAGAUAUGGAAGAUUUGGAUUAAAACAUUUAAAAAAAGUAAAGGCAAUAAAAACCAAAACAAUUUGUUGGGAGGUGAAAAACAAAUUUGCACAUUUUGAAUGGCUUUCUAGAAAUUAACAAUGUAACGUGCCUAACUUUAGCUUGUAGUGUGUGACAUUUUGCUAAUUUGAUAAACUCAAUGCAGUAUUCCAUGCAGACAAAACCGCCCAGCCAUUGAUCCCAAUAACACAUCCCUUCGCCUUAACAGGUAGAAUGCAAUUCUUGUAUAUUCCCCAUCCUUGUCCUAGUCAAGCACACAUUUUGUAGACGUUCGCUUCGAUUUUGUUUUAUCGCUACUGGUGGGAAGGCAAGUCCCCAGUCCGUAGCAUAUCUGAUGUCUCAUGCGUUACACAGGAAAAGCCGGGAGUCACAGAGCUAAAGGUUAGGACAACAGAGACAGGCUAGUUCUUAGAUCUGCAUUUACUGAAAUGUAAACUCAAGUAAGCUAGAUGGGUGCAUUUUAUUUAUAUCAAAGUCUUAACCUACGAUACUAAAUAGACUGCUUCAUCUACAUUUGCUUGGGCUAUUACAUACUUUUAGCACCAUUUAUUUAUUUUUUUAAAUCAGAACUACAUUAAAUUACUUUUGAGGUUCUGCAAAGCGAUCAUAGAAAAAAAAUUCCCUUGCUGUUGCCCAUUUUUUUUUUCUUAUAGUUUAAAUCUUUAUUAAAAAUCAGUAAUAAGCACACAAAAGAAUCAUCAGUUGUAAUGGUAUAAAAUCUAAUGGUUAAUAGAUACUGAUGUUCUUUCCUAAACCUUAGUUUCAUACUCGCAUCAUGUUUGGACUGUAAAUCAAAGCAUGUUCUUUGUGGACUACAAAUAUAGAAGCCCCUGAGUUCUCGAUCAUUGCAAUUUAAGACCAGCUCACUUUAAUCUUUCUCCAAAUCAGUGUGGAUUUCCAACGAUUGGAGACAUUCUAAACUUGCUCACUCAAACUUUAACAAGCCACUAAGAUAUUUAAACAAGAAACAAGCCAAAUUUGCACAUCUUUGCGGUACUUUAAUGUCGAACAAGGAGUAAGCUGUGUGUCAGACCAAAUUAUACCGCAUCAGGGAUGGGAACAAGAGAUUUGGUCCUGUGUAACUUCAUGUUCUUGUUUUGUGAAGGAUAAAUAACGUAUAUUUGCUGAAAGUUUAACAUAAAAAAAGAAAAAAAAAAUACUUGAUUUUAUACAUUUAAUUUAAGGCAUUACAAAUGUUCCUGUGUUGCCAAAUAGUUUUGUUGCUCAUAUGCAAGUGUAUGAAAAAUGUUUUGUUCAUGAUGAAGGGGAAAUUUUUUAUAUAUAUAUAAAAAAGUACUUGUUUUAUAAAUUAAAUGAAGGCUGGAAUUGUGGUUCGGGAGGGGACUAAUAUAUGAAACAUAUUGCUCUGGUAAUUAUCUAGUUGUCUUAUUUGGAAUAGUAAAUUAACAUUAUAGCUAAUUUAAUGAUUGUAAAGCAGUAAAUAUGUUCUUGUAGUUUUGUAAAUUUAAAUGAGUUAAGACCUUACAAAGUUAAUUGUGCAGAAGAUGGUAUACUAAUCCAUUAAACAAUUUAAGAUCAUUUAUAUUCUUGCACAUUAAAAACUUUAUUGAAAAGUAAA
Molecule: messenger RNA, 4754 nt
Organism: Pseudophryne corroboree (corroboree frog)
Lineage: Eukaryota; Metazoa; Chordata; Amphibia; Anura; Myobatrachidae
Gene: PRKCZ
Product: protein kinase C zeta
Exons: 15
Coding region: 1144-2595 (483 amino acids)
Biological process (GO): protein phosphorylation
Cellular component (GO): cytoplasm; nucleus
Molecular function (GO): protein serine/threonine kinase activity; protein binding; ATP binding
Source: RefSeq, a predicted model, not a curated record